CAACAGGCGAUCCAGCGAGAUGGAACGGGUGUAUUCGGCCGUGUUUGGCGAAGACGCGCAGAAGCAGUCCUUGCAGCACGAGAUCGAGACGCGCCAGGACGACGUGGACUACCUGCAACAUAGAGACGAUGGUGUUGGCCUUGCCAUUGAUCAAGACAGCCCAGUUCCUCCAAUUGAAGUGCAUAUCCGCCCACUCACGCCGGAAUUCCUCGAGCAACACAACCUUCAGAUGCAGCAUCGCCAGUACCAUGACGUCCUUCCUCCUCCACCACCACCGUCGGCAUCGUCGAUCGCAGCUGCUCCCCUGGUGACGCGUCCACUGCCAUCGUCUUUCAAAGGACCCCUGACAACCGAAUUGUCGGAGCUUGGUGGCGCGUUGAAAGCAGGUGCUCGCGCAUUCGUCCUCGCUUACGGCGCGAAAGCCUUCACAGCCCUUCUUCUUGCAUCACGGAAAUGGGGCGUCGACGACACCAACUCGUACGCAGACGCAUUGCGCCUGUUGUCUCAAAGCGACACGUUUCGCUUCGGUGGGUUUGUCGGCGCGCUCGUUGGGUCGUACCGGGCGACAGAAAUCGUCUUAAACUAUGUCCGUGGGCCGUGCACACCAGACGACGCAACGCACAAGGCGAUCGCCGGUGCCGUUUGCGGCCUGAGCCUCUUCCUGGACACUCCGUCGCGGCGGCCGGUGAUCUCGCUUUACAUUUUCAUUCGCAUGCUCGACAUCUACCUCCGCCACGCAUCAUGGCAAGAACGUAUUGGGAUCGAUAAAGUGCUUGACGACCACCCGUUUCUCACAACGUACUCGACCGAGAUGCUCUUUGCGCUGGCGAACGGCCCCAUCAUCUACGCAGCGGCGUACACCCCGUCGUACCUGCCUAAGAGUUACUACAACUUUAUCAUCCAUGCCGGGAACCUGUCACACCACGGCACAGACUAUGUGCUACGGCGACGGCACCGCGGCGACAUCGAUGCGUCCACCGGUCGAGUUGUGGCAUUUACUCCGUGCCAGCCCCACUUUCAUCGGGAAUCAUGCGUGGCCCACGCCGUGAAGGACUGGAUCACGGACGGUGUCGUCCGCGCUGCUCGUUUGUAUGUUCCUGUGCACUUUACGCCCCUGUUGUUAUUCAAGCGUCGCCAGUUGGUGUCGGCCCCGGCUAAAACGCUGACGCAAACCGCGCUCGCGACGCUGCGGUCGUCGGCAUUCUUGUCGUCCUACCAGGCGCUUGUCAAGGUCUUUUUGUGUGCGACCCGCAACAGUUUCCACGAAGACUACUCGCUGUCGGCACUCUUUGGCGGGGUACUGCGCAUUUGUCUUGAGGAUCACGAUGGAUGGAAUGGUUAGUUCAUGGCGGGGCUCAGCCUCUUUUGCGAAGACCCGAAACGACGGAACGAACUCAUGUUGUACACGGCGGUGCGUGGGCUUGAUGUUGUGUGGGCCAUUCUCCAACGACACAAAGCCAUCGCGCGUUGGCUUCGAUGGCGGCACGCCGAUGUGCUGUUCUUUUGUGUAGCCAUGUCGGUGAUUCUAUCGAGGCGCCCAGCCCACUUCAAGCCGACGUAUUUGUCGCUCCUUCGGUUCGUGUUUGGCCCGUCCGUCGUGGUGUCCCCGUCUGCAACCCUCACGACUGCCGACGAACGCAAGAUCCCAUCAGCCAUGCAGCGUCCAAGCCACCGGGCUACGUCAUCCCAACUCGUCCCGCAGUAACGCGGCAAUGGUGCGCUUGCCCUCCUCCAAAGAUUCAUCCACCACAAUACGGCAGGACACCGUUCAACGCUUUCGACGGGACAACUUGCCAUGCAUCCAUCGACGACGGGACGGCGAUGCCAAGCGAUGCUACUGGAGCACCUGGCGCUCCAUUCCCAAUGCGCAUCGGUCCAGAUGAACCGACUCACACUGGCUCGUGGGGCUGCGCCAGGAGAUUCCAUGUUGGCGGUCGUGCUUCCCCUAGCAUUCGAGCCCAGCUGAACGUAAAGAAUCCCCGAUCUGAAUGCAACGACCGAUCAAGCCGAG
This is a messenger RNA of Aphanomyces invadans, 2011 nucleotides long. RefSeq lists its product as hypothetical. The transcript is spliced from 5 exons. The record is from RefSeq and is a predicted model, not a curated record. The coding region runs from base 20 to 1342 and encodes 440 amino acids. Lineage: Eukaryota; Oomycota; Saprolegniomycetes; Saprolegniales; Verrucalvaceae.